Paramecium pentaurelia is the source of this 980-nucleotide messenger RNA. The record is from the annotation of a GenBank genome assembly. Lineage: Eukaryota; Ciliophora; Oligohymenophorea; Peniculida; Parameciidae.
AUGAUUUUUCAUAUGAAUUAUAUAAUGUAUAUAUUCAAAUUGAUUAAGAUUUUAUAAAUUAUUUAGGCUGAAAAUUUGGAUAAUUGCGUAAAGAUAUUUGUAAUAGAAUCCCAUUAGGAUAUUGGAAAAAUAUUUGUUUUGGAAGAGUAUAAUGAAGAUGGGAAUUUGUGUAAUUUUAUUGAAUAAACUAUUAAUAAUUUUAAUAUUGAUUUGAUUAUAAAGUGCUUAAUUGAUAUCAUUAAAGGUUUAUUGUAAUUAUCCAAAUAUAAAUACAUGCAUAGAGAUAUUAAACCUUAAAAUAUAGUAUUUGAUGGAACAAAAUUCAAACUUAUAGAUUUUGAAACCUCCAAAUGUUAUGGUUAAGAUCUCACAAUAUAUCAGUCUUGCAUAGGGUAAAUGCAAUAAUUUCAUUUAGUACUAAAACUUGUAUAGCACCAGAAAUUUAACUUCAACUUUAAUAUUCAUCCAAAUGUGAUAUUUGGAGUGUUGGAUGUGUGCUUUAUUAUAUAUUGUAUAAAUAAUUUCCUUUUUAAAAUUAUGAUCGAGGAUAAAUAUUAAAAUAUUAUUAAAGAAAUGAAAUGUUAAAACUCCCAUCAAAUCUCAAUAAAGAAUUGAAUGAUUUACUAUAACAAAUGCUUAAACCUAGAGAAAUUGAUAGAAUUAGUAUAAAUGUUCUAUAUUUUUAAUUGAAGAUGAUUAAAUUGUUAAUCAAAUUAAAAAUAAAUGAUCCCGAAGAUAAUCUUGUCUCUUUUAUUGAUAGGAUAAAAUUUAUUAUACAAUCUGAAUUAGAUUAAGAUAUUUGCAAAAAAAUAUAUACUUGUUUUAAGGCAGUUCUUAAUUAAAAAGUAAAUUCAAAAAAUGAAAACUAUAAAACAAAAUAAUCUUUGAAAAUAGCUGUUUAAGAAAUUAUUAGAGAAUUUGAAAAUGAGAAAAUUUAUUUAGAUUUGAUGAAAUUGAUUAAAUAAUAAAUAUAGGAAUGA